GAGCGGAUGUGCGGCCGAGCAGCAGCGGGGACUGGCUACUCGGCAAGCAAACAUGGCGCCCGCAGCCCUGUCCGCUCCCGUCCUUCGCAUCUCUCCCAACUCGCACUCGGCCGCCGCGGCGGCGUUCGCCGGCGGUCUCCGCUUUGCCAAGACGACUGCCUAUCUGCCCGCUGGCGUCCAUUCCGGCAAAGCUGUGCUGCGAUCGAACGAGCUGUUGAGGGCGGCGGGACAGAGGAGGCCUUCCGCGUUGAGAAGCAGCUUGGACGACUCGAGUCCCACGGAUGACAAGAAGGAGUUCGGGUACUCGAGGAAAGACGUGCUGCUCAUCGGCGUCGGCGUCACCCUCCUCGGCUACGGCCUCAAAUACGGGCUGGAGCUCGUCGGCGUCGACCCCUUGCAAGCCGGCAACGUCGUCCAGCUGGUCAUCGUGCUCGGGAUGACGGUGGGGUGGAUCUCCACGUACAUGAUCCGGGUGGCCAACAAGGACAUGACCUACGCCAAGCAGCUCAGGACUUACGAGAGUCAAGUCAUGGAGAAACGAUUGGAGAGCCUGUCGGAGGCUGACCUGCAGGUUCUGCUGGAGCAAGUGGAGGAGGAGAAGGAACGCCUGCCGGUGAGGGAUCAGGGUAUCAUCAUCAAUAGGAAGACGGAGGAUCAGAUUAGUACCAACUAGCUAGAAACCUAGAGCCCCCUUGAUUGUACUGUUAGGAGUAGCUUGAAUCAAUGGCGUGUCUUAUAUAUCUCUUUCUUAAGAAUCUGUAGUACAAUACUAAUGCUUGUAGCAGCGAGUUAAAUAUACACAGUUCUCUAUAUUGAUGAAUGGUCACCAAAGUUUCCCUGGA
Messenger RNA from Brachypodium distachyon (stiff brome), 842 nucleotides. RefSeq lists its product as uncharacterized. The record is from RefSeq and is a predicted model, not a curated record. The coding region runs from base 53 to 673 and encodes 206 amino acids. The transcript is spliced from 5 exons. NCBI's taxonomy places the organism in Eukaryota, Viridiplantae, Streptophyta, Magnoliopsida, Poales, Poaceae.